Molecule: messenger RNA, 3813 nt
Organism: Aspergillus mulundensis
Lineage: Eukaryota; Fungi; Ascomycota; Eurotiomycetes; Eurotiales; Aspergillaceae
Exons: 4
Coding region: 1-3813 (1270 amino acids)
Biological process (GO): carbohydrate metabolic process
Molecular function (GO): hydrolase activity, hydrolyzing O-glycosyl compounds; hydrolase activity, acting on carbon-nitrogen (but not peptide) bonds, in linear amidines
Source: RefSeq, a predicted model, not a curated record
AUGUUCAGACACGCGAUCAGAGCGCGAGUUUCUCUUUCGUUGUGUGGCAAACACCCUGUCGCUGGUCGACGGUGGAACUCAAACGUGCCAGCAGCACAGAAGCUGACAAUAAACGGCGACCGAUUAUGGAACGACAUCCACUUCACAGCGCAGUAUAGCGCCCCGUCUCCCGGAGGCGUAACUCGACUAUGCGCCGACGAAAAUGACAAGCUAGCUCGGGACUGGUUUCGCGAUCAGGUGCUGGCGCUAGGAGCAGAGUACAAAGUCAACGCGACGGGAAGUCAGUUUGCGAAGUUCGACGGCGAGGAUGAUACUGUUCCGCCGAUUGCCAUGGGAAGCCAUCUUGACACGGUCGCCACGGGCGGAAAAUUCGACGGGCCACUCGGGGUACUCUCCGGUCUCGAAGUCAUCCGCAGUUUCAAGGAACAAGGCAUCAAGACGCGGGCUCCUCUCGCACUCAUAAACUGGACCAACGAGGAAGGUGCUCGUUUCUUUCCACCGUUGGGAUCAUCGACCGUCUACGCAGGACAGACGGGUGUGGAGCAAGCGCAUGCAUCUCUCUCGAAUGAUGGCUCAGGCAUCACGAUGGGGAGUGAGCUGGCCAAGAUCGGCUACGUCGGCGACGGACCGAACACGUUCGAGGAAUUCCCCAUCUCCGCCCACUUUGAGGUUCAUGUUGAGCAGGCGACGGACCUGGAAAAAGCAGGGAAGCCAGUUGGCUGGGUGGAAGGUUGGCACGGAAUAACCUACUACGAAGUAGUAUUCACCGGCGAGGACGGCCACGCAAAUACAUAUCCAAUGUACGGACGACGGGAUGCGUUGACCGGUGCGGCGAAGCUCAUCACGCAGCUGGAGACCCUGGCCUAUUCCAGGAAUGGGUACACGACUGUGACAAACAUCCAAAGCGGACCGUGGGGCGCCUGCAACAUCCAGUCAAAGACAAAGGUUGUCUUCUGUCUGAUGCAUAGGGAGACAGAGGGGCUGGAAGAGAUGGGCGCAGAUAUCGUUCGCUCGAUCAAGGGCAUUGCCGCGUUGCACGGGCUGGAGUAUGAUGUGACCCGACCGGUCCAUCUCCUGCCUGGGGAUUUCUGGCCAGAGGCAGUUGACUGCGUGCGUCGAGCCUGCGGCGACAAGGGCAUUGGAUCUCGCACGGGAACUGCACACGACUCGACCAUGACUCGACUUAAGUGUCCAACUGGGAUGGUGUUUGUGCGAGGAAAGGAUGGAAUCAGUCACUGCGCGAAGGAGUGGAGUGACAAGGAGGAUUGCGAGGAAGGCGCCCUGGUGCUCGGCAAGGCAGUGCUGAACUUUGAUGCUUAUUUGAAGGAGCAGGCAGGAAGGGAUAAGGCCUCUCAACCCAGUAUCGCCAUGGAGAAAUACGUCUUCGAGACUCACCCUAUCGCCAACCCUGAUGCGGUCGUCCAAGGCCCCAACUACCGCUUCACUCUCCUCAACGAGCGCUUAAUCCGGUUCGAGUGGGCAGAAGAUGGCCAGUUCGAGGACAGAGCAUCAACAUUCGCAAUUAAUCGAGAGUUUCCUGCCCCAAAGUUUCAAGUAGUCAAUGGCGAUGAGCUUGAAAUCAUAACAGACCAUUUCCACGUCAGCUACACCAAGCAGAAAUUCAGCCCGGAAAGCCUCAUCUUCCACUUCAACGGCAAGAGCGUCAAAUAUGGAACGCCGUGGCGAUUUGGGACUCCAACGGAAUUCAACCUUGGGGGUACGGCGCGGACAUUAGAUGGAGUCGACGGUCGAUGCGAUAUGGGCCAGGGCGUUCUCUCAAAAGCAGGCUAUGCGGUAAUUGACGACUCGAAGAGCAUGCUGUUCGACAGCAACGGCUUCGUAGCACCAAGAAAGCCCGGGGAGCGAUUCGACUGCUACCUGUUCUGCUACGGUCGCGAUUAUAAAGCGGCCAUCAAGGCAUUCUAUGCUGUGUCCGGAAAGCAGCCUGAGGUGCCACGCUUUGUCCUGGGCAACUGGUGGAGUCGGUACUAUGCCUAUCACCAGGAUGAGUACGUGGAGUUGAUGGACAAGUUCCGCGAGCAUGACAUCCCACUGUCGGUUGCCGUCCUCGACAUGGACUGGCACUACGUGUCCGACGAACUGGUGCCUCAUGCCGGCUGGACAGGCUACACCUGGAACGAGAAGCUGUUUCCUGACCCGGGGCGCUUCAGGAACGAGAUCCAUCAUCGGAAGCUCCGGAUUACGCUCAACGACCAUCCGCAUGCCGGGAUCCACGCGCACGAAGCCGCAUACGAGGACAUGGCACGUUUUCUCGGCCACGAUACCAGUGACAAGAAGCCGAUCCUGUUCGACCCCGCGAGCCCGAAGUUCAUGGAGGCCUAUUUUGGGAUCCUGCACCGCAGACUAGAGAACGAAGCAUGCGACUUCUGGUGGGUUGACUGGCAGCAGGGGCCUUUUUCCAAGAUCCCCGGGUUCGAUCCAUUAUGGUUGUUGAACCACUUCCAGUAUCUCGAUAGCAAGCGGAAUGGCCGUUACCCCCUGAUUUUCUCUCGGUAUGGAGGGCCAGGAAGCCAUCGAUACCCCAUCGGAUUUUCCGGAGACACCGUUGUGAGCUGGGACUCGCUCGCGUUCCAGCCGGAGUUCACCGCGACUGCUUCGAAUAUCGGAUACGGCUGGUGGAGCCACGACAUUGGUGGCCAUAUUCGAGGAAUCCGUGACGAUGAGCUUCUCGUGCGGUGGACUCAACUCGGGGUGUUCUCGCCGGUGAUGCGGCUCCACUCGACCUCCUCGCGCUGGAUGUCCAAAGAGCCUUGGCUCUACAGGGAUGAAUGCAGUGAGGCCAUGGCCGGGUUCCUGAGGUUCAGACAUCGCUUGGUGCCGUACCUAUACACCCAGAGCGUUCUUGGAUCUCGCAACGACGAGCCGCUAGUCCAGCCAAUGUACUGGUCAUAUCCAAACGAGAACAACGCGUACGAAUUCCCGAAUCAAUAUUAUCUCGGUACCGACUUGCUAGUUGCUCCCAUUGUCCAGCCGCGGGAUUUGCGGACAAACCUGGCCUCCGUGAAAGCGUGGCUCCCGCCGCAAGGGCGCUUCAUGGAUCUCUUCACCGGAACGAUCUACGACGGUGGUCGAGGGGUUACCUUCUACCGGUCCAUAAGACAGUAUCCAGUUCUAGCAUCAGAGGGCUCAAUCAUCACUAUGGGGCAUGGAAUAUCUGCUCGAAAUGGUUGCUCAAACCCGUCUAGGAUUGAGAUAUUGAUACUGGUAGGGAGGGACGGGCACGCAAGCGUGAUUGAGGACGCAGCAGACGACAGUUUUGACGAGCGUGAUGAAUGUUAUCCGCAGACUCCAAACGCACGAAGAGAAUGGUCGAUCACGUUCCAGCAGGAGAGAGGGGAGUUAACCGCGAGGAUACCCGCCGGAAACCUCGCUGUUCGCUUCCCAGGUCUACACUCAAUACCGCAAGGGUUCAAGGUGCGGAUUCAAGACAACGAGCCGGGGGAUGGUGGUGUUGACGUUCAACUGGAUCGGUACCGCAACAUGCCGUGUCUUUCAGUGUACUUUCCUGGAUUGGAUCCACUUCUGCCAACUACAUUCACAAUCAUGCUGGGCCCAAAUCCACAGCUUGCAGUCCUUGACCACGGCCCUCGUUUAGAAGAGGUGAUCAGAGGAUAUCAGAUCGAGUUCAGCAUGAAGGACCGAUUGUGGAACGCCAUCGAAGGGGGAAAGGGAAAACCGCUUAGCACAAUCUCGUCGCUGUUAGCAUUGGGAUAUGAUGAAGCUAUCGUUGGUCCACUCGUCGAGUUGAUCGCGGCAGAUAGUAGGCCCUUGAGCCCGCCCUCGACCGGGUGA